Molecule: messenger RNA, 15914 nt
Organism: Cavia porcellus (domestic guinea pig)
Lineage: Eukaryota; Metazoa; Chordata; Mammalia; Rodentia; Caviidae
Product: sialic acid-binding Ig-like lectin 9
Exons: 3
Coding region: 1017-1838 (273 amino acids)
Biological process (GO): cell adhesion
Cellular component (GO): plasma membrane
Molecular function (GO): sialic acid binding
Source: RefSeq, a predicted model, not a curated record
UGACCCCACCUUGGGAGCUUCUCUGAGCACUGGGCUUGUGCCAGGACACUGAGGACCCCUGCGGCAGGCGCUGUGAAUGAAGUGAGGCUGCCCACCUCCCGCCUGGCACACUGACUCACAACUUCACCCACUGCCAUGUGAGAUGGACCCUGCUGACCAGCAGGUCCUGAAUCAUCUCCUGUUUGGAAGAGAAGAAUAGAAGGAAGUGAGUCCCCAGCGAUGUGCAGGUCAUCUGAAUAUGUGUCUUCUGAGCUAGCAGAUUCACUCUAUGAAAGGAGGAGCACAGCUAUCUGACAGAAGCUCCCUGCGUGGCACCCAGCAUCGAUGGAGAAGAAGUCUCAGAGUUCCUGCUCUCUCUGGGUCACGUGAGAACGCUGCCUGCUUCCGAUCCUGGGGAUGCUGCUCUCUGGGAAGCACCAUAUUCAUCCAGGAAAACAAUUCCUUGCUCCUGGUUUGAAAUGACACUAAGGCGCUCACGUGUUUCAUGGCCCAGAGGCUCCUACAUGGGGGCGGUUUAGGGUGAGCUCAGUUUCCCCCUGCGCUCUCACGUCCAGUUCACUGCAUGUCUGCUGGGAGAAUGAGCAGGUGGCUGUGGCGUGUCCUGUGCCGAGGACCCGGUUUCCUUUAAUCUCUCCAGACACACAGAGCACUCAGAGUCCUUCAUUCCUCGCCACCCACCCACGGGUACAGGAAAGGCCGCACCUUGGCCGGGCCAGCAGGAGGUGGGCAGCCUCACCUCACUCCCAACACCUGCCUCAGGGGUCCCCACUGCUCAGAGAAGCUCCCAAGGUGGGGUCAGGACGUGGCCUCUGCUCCUGCCUGUCCUCUGGGCGGGUCCCUGCGUUUCCACCCACUGUGUAGCGGGACAGCUCCCUCCGGGUGUGGGUCUAAGUUCCUCUUCUGUGAACCCUCAAGGCUCCUGCUCCACCCCGGCUUCUGUGGCUCACACAGCACUUCCCCUGCGCACUGCUCCCUUCUCCACUCAUACACAGGGGCCCGGGAACCCCAGCACUGAGAUGCUGCUGCCCCUGCUGCUGCUGCUGCUGCUGCUGCUGUGGACAGGGGAGUGGGCACAGGGAGAUGGGCACUGGAGGCUGCGAGAUGCUGAGCCUCCUUUACCCCCGAGGUGCGGACCUGAUAGUCGGAACCUCAGGGUGAAAGUGCCAAGGUCGGUGACUGUGCAGGAGGGUCAGUGUGUCCUCGUGCCCUGCGGACUCCCCCAGUAUGCAGUGCCCUCUGGGAAUGGCUUUGUCUAUGGCUACUGGUUUCAAAAAGGGGCCGAUACAGAUAAGGACUUCCCAGUGACCACAAACGACCCACAGCAACAAGUGCAGGAGAGGACUCGGGACCGGUUCUACCUCCUGCUGGACCCAAAGACCAGGAACUGCUCCCUGAAGAUCACAGAUGCACAGAGGGGUGACCAUGGCUCAUACUUCUUUAAGAUGAAGUCAGAAAGUCUAAAGUGGAAUUUCUGUGCUGACCAGGUCUCUGUGGAAGUAACAGCCCUGACCCACACCCCUGACAUCCUUAUCUCGGAGACCCUGGUGCUUGGACGCCCCAGCAACCUUACCUGCUCUGUGUCCUGGGCCUGUAAACAGGGGACACCCCCCAUCUUCUCCUGGGUGGGGGCUUCUGUGGCCCACCUGGACCCCACAGUCACCAGGUCCUCGGUGCUCACCCUGAGCCCCUGGCCCCAGGACCACGGCACCAACCUCACCUGUGAGGUGAGGUUCCCUGGAGCUGGUGUGACUGUGCAGAGAACCAUCCAGCUCAAUGUCACCAGUAAGUGCUAUGCUGAAUGCAUGGGUGCCUGGGUAUGUGAAGGCUGGAAGGGCUAGAGUGGACACUCCUGGCUCUGUGUACUGGCGGCUUGGCUGAGUGAGCACCUGGAAGCUUAUACUCUGUGGGGUUUCUGGGGUGGGAGUGAGGAGUGCUGCAUGAUCUCAUCCCUCAGCCCCACUCAAGAGUAAAACGAACUCCUUUCUCUUCCUGAUGCUUUAAGGGACUUUGCAGUUUGUGUCUCUACAGGAGCUGGCCCAUGCAGAGAGAAACCUCCUAUCCUGGGGGCAGGGCCUCUCCUGCUAAUGAAGGGCUGGGUCCUUCUGCACCCUGGACACACCCCAGUGACUGAGAUACUUGCAGCAAACCCAGUGACUGCUCCCCACACACAGCACAGGUUCUUACCCACCCCUUGUUCCCUCAGACACCAUGGACAGGGAACCCCCCACCCAGCAGAACCAGACUUUCUGUGUCCUUUUCUUCCAUCACCUGGAUGCCCCUAGAACAUCUGCCUAAGCAGUCAUGGAAGGAAACAGAGCCACACAGGCAAACAAUCAGAACCCAUGGUGGUCGGUCCUCAGAAGCUCAGUCCCUUCCCCGGGAGUGACCCUGAGCACUAUGCCUCACUGUGCCCCUGUCUGUCCCCCUGAGGUCAGAGAUGUAAUGGGAGGUCAGCAGCACAGGUGGUCCUGGUACUUCCUACCUGCAGUGCCCACUGCAGGAAGACCCUGGUGUUGUGGGCGUCUUCUGCCAGUGGAAGGUCAGGGCCCUCAUUUCACUGCACCAGCGGAAAGGUUUGAUGAAAGGUUUUGUUAUCUGUUUUCAUGGUGUGAAUGUGACAAUGAGAUGGGGUCCUAAGAGCAAAUGGACUGGGAUUGCAUGUUUCUUCUUGCUCUGAUGCAUGCGGCCUGGGGUCCUCCAGGUGGGGCACCGUUACACUCCCAGCAGUGAGAGCUGGGAGAGUGUGCAUUCCACAACCAAAGAGCCUUACUUAGUGUUGGUUUAGGUUUUGAGUUUUUGGUUCUGUGCAUGAACCUGGGGCGGAUCACCGAGAAUGACCACUGAUUCUGCCCUAAGCCCCAUGGUGGACUUCUGGAUCUUUUCUACCAGCAGGCAAAAUUUGGUAUCUCUGUAUCCUUCUAAAUUUUAUAUCCCUAUAUUUUCUUGGGAUAAAAUUCACUAAAGUUAAAUUCAACACUAUCCAUUUACCCACCACACUUGUAGUGAGGUACAGCCAUCAGAGCUAUGUAAUUUCAGAGCAUUCAUCACCCCAGAAAAAACCCCGCACCCCAAAGCAGGCCUUCUCUUCUGGUCAUGACUGGCCUCCUCCUCUAAGCCUUUGCCUGUCCUUGACAUAUCAGAGACUGAGUCACAUAAACUGUCAUCUCUUGUGCUUGGCUACUUCCCCUAGCACAUGUUUUCCAGAUUUACCUGUGCAGCCAGUAUGAGAGCUUCCUGUCUUUCCAAGUUUCAAUAACAUCCCCAUGUCAGGGCAUGACACAUUUGGCUCAACUAUUUAUCAUGUGACGGAUGCUGGGGUUGAGUCCACUUUUAACUACUAUAUUUAAUCCUGCUAGGAAGAAAUUCAUCUGUGUGUGUGUUUUCAUUUUCCUCAGAUACAUAUCAAGGAGUAGAAUUACAAAGAGACUAUAAGUCAGACCCCAAUCUUUGGGUAUUAUGCUGUAGAUAUUAAUUUUUGGAUAUUGUGAUUCAGACAGUAAUUUUUUUAGAAAUGUGGACUGUACCCCCCCCCAGUGUCAGUACAGCCUUCUAUUCCCAUCAGCCCUGUGCAAAAGCUCCAAGUCUCCAUGCUUUUUGCAACAUAAUUUUUUAAAAAUUUUAUUUGAAGAAAGACUAAACAAAACAGAAAACGGGUAGAAAUAAUACAUACUUUCAAAGAAAAGAUAAACAGUAAGAAGUCAUUAGUUGAUAAUUACAGACUGUUCUCUUACAAAUAGUUGUUCAAGUUACAAAAGUGAAGCAUACAAAGUGGACAUUCAAACAGCGAGACUGCAAACAGUUCUGUUCAACUAUCCAACAAAAACUUAAUAAUAUGGAUAUCAAUCCUAUACACUUAAACAUACAUGCAGUUAUCCAUAUCUUCACUUACGUUGAGAUUAAACAAACCAUACAAGGCUAAAAUCACUCUGAACAAAGAAUAAUAGUAUCUCUGGAUUUCACACCAUGACACUCCAGGAUCAGCACUGGGUACUGAUCUCUUUUUCUUCAAAGUAUUUGUUCAUUUCAUCAUGCACUAUAAGAUCAGUUCUCAUAAACUGUUUAUAGGUUCUAUGCAUGCACGAGUCCCAACAUGUAUUUCUAUCCUUUGUAUAUUAGAGGGAGAAACAAAACAAAGCAAAACAAAACCAAACAUUUUCCUAGGAACAAAGAGUUACACUGUUUUUACUAAUGUAUAAACUUUGUCUUCUUAAAAAUUAAUUGAAACUUUGUCUCAGUUUAGGAAUACACAAUGAUGACAUUCACCAUAAGUAGUUUAUAACUGUACAUGAUAUAUUGAAGAGACGAAGAAAGCUCGUUCCAUCUGCUGCUUCCCCUCCCCUUCUCCCUUCAAAUCCAACUAGGUUAAGUUUUAACUUCCUAAAGGCCAUAAAACAAAGGCCUGAGGUACUAGCUCCUGACAUCCUGGGUCUUCCCUAUCCGGUAGCCCCGUCACAAAUUGUGUUAAUUGCAUCAGAUUGUAUUAGAUUGUACAUUCUUCACAGAAAUAGCUUCGUUUAUAUCAUAGUAAUACCUGUAACUGUAAAUGUGUGUCUUCCUUUUCCCCUGGGUAAAAGAUUGAUAUGUUAAUCAAUGCUCUCUUCUGUAAAGAAUUGUAAAAUCUUACCCAAUUGAUAUGUUAACCAUUGUUGCCCUCUACAAAUAGAAAGGUUGUGGUGCUAAAGUAAGGUAAUUAUGUCAGGAAACUCAGAGAUAAAGUCUGCUGACUAUGCUAAUCAAGAUUGGGAAGUAUGUCAGAACCAAGCCACACAGGAGCUAGGUGACCUAAAAAUAAGCUGUGCAAAACAAGACAGUUAAUCAACUCUGACCCACUGGUCGCCCCUCAUGAUCUGACCAAUCACAAAUGGACAAAUCACCAACUGUUCUGCUCUAACUGCUAUGAUUGGCUUCUGUAACAAUGCUUGCUUGCUUUGCGGUUUUCAUCCUUAAAAACACCAGCCUUGCCCCAACUCAGGGUUCUCCGUUUCCACCUGUUUGGAGGACCCCGCGUACACGGAAUAAUAAAAACCCCAUUGUUUUUACAUGAGAGCGAGGCCCUUGGAGUCUUCCUCGCGACACCGGUCUAACAUUUUGGAGGCCCCAGCGAGAUCAAACUGAGAAGAGACCUCCUCGCAGAGGGAGACCCCAACGGCACCUCUCUGGGGUAAGUAGUACGGCCAGUUUUUGUUUACUUUCAUUUUGGAUCGAUCCGCCAUUUCCUUUCGCCCCAGGCCGAACUCCGGCUCUACUUCACGGGCAAAUUCUGUUCUUGGGUGAUCGGGGGACGCCCCACACGGUUUUCCGUGACUCACCGUCUGCGAUAGGAUUUUCCUAUUGAUCUGGGGAAUUUCAUUCCCAAUCUGUGGUCCGUCUGGGCCAAUCUGGGGAAUUUCAUUCCCAAUCUGUGGUCCGUCUGGGCCAAUCUGGGGAAUUUCAUUCCCAAUCUGUGGUCCGUCCGGGCCAAUCUGGAGGCACCCCUUAAGGUGACUCGUUUGAUGUGAAACUAAUGCGUGAGAGUGAGGUGGCCGGCCUGUUUGUCCUGUGUGUUGUGACUGUUGUGAUCGGUUAUUUGUUGUGUCGCGCGUACGCUAACCACUCUUUGUCUUCAGAACACCAUGGGACAAAUGACAUCGUCCCCAUUGUCCCUCACCCUCGACCAUUGGUCGGAGGUUCGAGAGAGGGCUCACAAUCUCUCCUUUCAGGUUAAAAAAAGUAAAUGGCAGACUUUCUGCUCGUCUGAGUGGCCCACAUUCUCCGUGGAUUGGCCACCGGAGGGGACUUUCCACCUUCCCCUCAUCUUAGCAGUUAAAAACAUCAUCUUCCGCCCUGGAUGAGAGAGCCACCCCAACUGGGUCACCUACAUCUUGGUAUGGCAGGACCUCAGGGAGAAGCCCCCACCGUGGGUAAAACCCUUCCUUCCUCCGCCCUCUCCUUGGUUGCCUGUUUAAACUUGUUACUAACUUAGGGGCUUGUUGCCCAUUUCUGUUGCAGGAUCCAUAUGGCUUAUUAGAUUCAAGGUUCAUGAUAAGAAAAAUUAUUUCCUUUAGCUGACCAAACUAUGCAAGAAGCUCCCUUUGUUUGUGUCUUUAAUGUUGUGGCACCUUGUUUAAUAUGUAAGACUUCAAUUGAUUGCUUGCAACCUCGGCAUGCCUUUUAAAAGGAGUAUUUUUUCUCUCUGGUGAAAAUGUAAACAUGUGCACAUAUAUAUGUAUAUCUAUGGUUGUUAAGAGUCAUGUCAACUUUGCCAAGUAAAAACCAGGCGGUACUAUAUUUGAGCCAGUUAAAAGGUUACAGUUUUGUUUUUAAAAUACAACAUUUUUAUGUGGUAAAAAAACAUAAAAUAAGUAUGUUUUGGACUACUAAAAGGUGACUUCAAGGGUUUUGUUGAGAGUUUUGAUGUUGUCUGAGAAAUGAAAAAAAAAGGUAAUUGACUGGUAAUAGUAAAAAGAGGGACAAAGAGAGUGGUCUUCAAGUAAAGGUGUCUGGCUAUGCCAGAAUGUAGAAAAAGAUUAAAGCUUAGUUUGAGAGGUAUUAUUGUAAGUUGUAGAAGGCUCAAGAGGAUGUAAAUUUUAUUUGUCUUGGUUUAUAGUACUACAAAUAACAGGUUUGACAAAAAGUAAAUGUGUUCAAAAUUUGACAGUAUUAGAUCAGUUUUGGUAAAAGUAUACAUAAGAUUGUACUUUGCUGCAAAAUGUUUUCAUUAAAAUGAGAUUAUAGGUGAUAUUAAAAAUAAGAUACAAGUUCUUACAUGUGCUGUGAACAUCUGGGAGAUUAUACAGCACAAUUUUGUUACCUAUGAAAAAGCCCUUUUUGUUAAGAAUAUAAUUUUAAUAAAAUAAUGGCCUGUCACGUGACACCCUUGGACAAAAAACAGUGUGCCAUCCAGAUGAAGCCGGCUCUCUGAUCCGGAAUGCCAAAACCAUGUUCUCCUUUUGUGCCACCCUGACUGGACAUCCAGAGGUAAGGAGGUUUCCCAAUAUUGCCAGUUGUUCUCUUUGUAACUCAGUCGGCCCCACAUGUUAGACAAAAAUUACAAAGGUUUGAGAGGUUUAAGAAAAUGCCCCUCAGCCAGUUAAUAGAGAUAGCACAAAAAGGUCUUUGAGAACUAAAAAAUUUACAAAAAGAUAGCCAAGAUGUUAAAAUUGCUCUAUGAAAAAAAAACUUUUAAAAAACAGACGAGAGUUUCUGGGGGCAGUUGGAUACUGUAGGCUAAAUUUUACUGAAAAGCUUGCCUCUAUAUGACUGACUCCCAUAAGGGAGAAACUCAAAAUUCGCUGAACUGGACUGAUAAAUGUAAACAGGCCUUCCAACAGCUCAAGCGGGCCUUGACAGAGGCCCCAGCCCUGGGACUCCCUGACGUUACCAAGCCUUUCAUCUUGUUCAUAGAUAAACUCAGGGACAUUGCCAAAAGAGUCCUAACUCAGGACAUUGGCCCUUAAAAAAGGCCUAUAGCCUACCUCUCCAAAAGACUUGAUCCAGUAACAGGAGUAUGGCCCCCUGCCUAAGAAUACUAGCUACUGUGACAAUGUUACUUAAGGAGACAAAGAAACUCGCUUUGGGCAAGUGAUUUCUGUGGUAACCUCUCACAGUUUAGAGACUCUUAUCAAAACCCCUCCUAAAAAAAGGCUCUCAAAUGCCAGAAUUCUACUGUCAAGCCCUGCUUCUAGACCCAGAGUUAAUGAUAUUCAAGACUUCUUCAGCUUUAAACCCAGCCACCCUUAUGCCUGAUGAUGAUCCGGAGGAACAAAGGACACCUCUCCAUGAGUGUGCUGACAUCCUCGAACUGCAGCAGAACCUACAGGCUGAUCUUACUGACCAGCUUUUGGGAAAUGCCGACAACUGUUCGAUGGAAGCAGCUUCAUCCAAAACGGCAAACGAGUGGCCGGGGCAGCAGUGACCGCCAAAAAGGAGGUACUCUGGGUUAAGCGGGUAGAGUCUGGCACUUCUGCCCAAAAGGCGGAGCUUGUUGCUUUGACUGAGAGGCUAAAACUAGCCACAAAAAAGAGGAUAAACAUUUUUUUUACUGAAGACAUCCCUUUGCUACUGUACAUAUACGGGAAAGCCAUCUAAAAAUGCUCCACAGAUUCUAGAUUUGCUGGCAGCUGUCUGGCUGCCUCAAUGGGUUGCUAUUCCUUACAAGGCUCACCCAACCAGAGAUGAAAAAUAGCAACCACAUCAGAGGGGUCAACCAAGAAAGUAACUGCUCUGAUACUAGUCCUCUGACCUUGUCAGAACUAGUCUACACAAAGAAAGACCUACAGUUGGCAUCUCAACUUGGAAUAAAGUCUCCCACCCCAAGGGGCUAAUACCAGUUACCUAAUAAACAAGUACUGUUACUGGAGGCACUAGGGUGGGAGCUGUUUCACCUUGCAGAAUUGUUCAGAACUCAGUAUUUUAUUCCAAAACUCUACAAACUGACCACCUCUUUGAGCUCCAGAUGCCCACAGUGCUUGUUAGUCAACUCAGCCAAGAGCUCUGCGUUGGAGACCACCCGACAUCAAGAAAUUGUUCCAGGAGAACAUUGGGAAAUAGACUUCAUAGACAUGGUAAAACUUAAUUUACAGGGACACCGCUAUCUCUUGAUAUUAAUAAACACUUUUACUGGCUGGGUAGAGGCUUUCCCUACUAAAUCUGAGUCAGCCUUAGUGGUAGUUAAAAGGCUAUUACAUGAGAUCAUACCUUAAUUUGGCCUCCCACUAUCAAUGGGGUCCGAUAAUGGCCUGGCUUUCAUAGCCCGAGUCACCCAAAAGUUAGCCCAGACAUUAAAGAUUAAUUAAAACUCCACUGUGCCUAUCAGCCACAAAGCUCAGGGCAAGUAAAACGUAUGAACCAAAGUCUCAAGGACAUUUUAGCUAAGCUGUCUUCAAAAACUGGCGAUAAUUGGAUGAGCCUUCUUCCCUUUGCACUGUUAAGAGCUAGAUAUACCCCAUAUGUUUCUAGAAUUUCCCCCUUUAAAGCCAUGUUUGGGAGGCCCCCGCCAUUGGUUCCAAGAUUGUCAGAAGACAAAUUAGCUGAAAUUACUAAUCGAGAUCUUAAGUUCCUACAGACACUCCAACCUGUGUUGGCCUGGAUCCACCAGCUGUUUAGACAAAAACACUUGGACCUGCCUUCAGAGACCAAGGCCUCAGGGACUCCAGUCUUGGUUCGAUGUCACCACCAUGACUCCCUCAAAUCCUGCUGGGAAAGACCUUUCACCGUGGUGCUCAGUACCCCCACUGCCAUCAAGGUAGCAGGAAAAACUGCGCGGAUUCACUACACUCAUGUAAAGCCACUGGAAACAGCAGACAACGAGGGACAUACUCAGUGGACUACACAACAGACUGGUAACCCUUAAAGUUAAAAAUUGACUAAAACAUAGUUAGAUUAUGCUGGUCAUGAACUGUUUUAGCUUGCUUGUUUUGAUUUUAAUUAAUUAACAUUAAUGCUGACCUUACAUGGCGGCUUUGGUCCCCCUGUAAAAAAAAAAAAACAAUUGUUAAAGAUCUUUGUAUGGGAGCCCCCUUUAAAAAAUGUAAAACGGAAUUCUCCCCUAUCUCCUUCCCUUAAUAAGACCAUUAGUGACCUUAAUCCUAAUCCUAGCCAUUGUCCCUUGCCUCAUUAACUGAAUUACCCAAUUCAUAAGGGGACAAGUCUCUCAGGUCAAAUUAAUGGUCAUACGUCACCAAUAUAAACCCCUAGCUACAACAAACCUCUAAGAUUAGAGGUCAUCCCCCCCCCAAAAAAAGGGGGGAAUGAAGAGACGAAGAAAGCUCGUUCCAUCUGCUGCUUCCCCUCCCCUUCUCCCUUCAAAUCCAACUAGGUUAAGUUUUAACUUCCUAAAGGCCAUAAAACAAAGGCCUGAGGUACUAGCUCCUGACAUCCUGGGUCUUCCCUAUCCGGUAGCCCCGUCACAAAUUGUGUUAAUUGCAUCAGAUUGUAUUAGAUUGUACAUUCUUCACAGAAAUAGCUUCGUUUAUAUCAUAGUAAUACCUGUAACUGUAAAUGUGUGUCUUCCUUUUCCCCUGGGUAAAAGAUUGAUAUGUUAAUCAAUGCUCUCUUCUGUAAAGAAUUGUAAAAUCUUACCCAAUUGAUAUGUUAACCAUUGUUGCCCUCUACAAAUAGAAAGGUUGUGGUGCUAAAGUAAGGUAAUUAUGUCAGGAAACUCAGAGAUAAAGUCUGCUGACUAUGCUAAUCAAGAUUGGGAAGUAUGUCAGAACCAAGCCACACAGGAGCUAGGUGACCUAAAAAUAAGCUGUGCAAAACAAGACAGUUAAUCAACUCUGACCCACUGGUCGCCCCUCAUGAUCUGACCAAUCACAAAUGGACAAAUCACCAACUGUUCUGCUCUAACUGCUAUGAUUGGCUUCUGUAACAAUGCUUGCUUGCUUUGCGGUUUUCAUCCUUAAAAACACCAGCCUUGCCCCAACUCAGGGUUCUCCGUUUCCACCUGUUUGGAGGACCCCGCGUACACGGAAUAAUAAAAACCCCAUUGUUUUUACAUGAGAGCGAGGCCCUUGGAGUCUUCCUCGCGACACCGGUCUAACAUUUUGGAGGCCCCAGCGAGAUCAAACUGAGAAGAGACCUCCUCGCAGAGGGAGACCCCAACGGCACCUCUCUGGGGUAAGUAGUACGGCCAGUUUUUGUUUACUUUCAUUUUGGAUCGAUCCGCCAUUUCCUUUCGCCCCAGGCCGAACUCCGGCUCUACUUCACGGGCAAAUUCUGUUCUUGGGUGAUCGGGGGACGCCCCACACGGUUUUCCGUGACUCACCGUCUGCGAUAGGAUUUUCCUAUUGAUCUGGGGAAUUUCAUUCCCAAUCUGUGGUCCGUCUGGGCCAAUCUGGGGAAUUUCAUUCCCAAUCUGUGGUCCGUCUGGGCCAAUCUGGGGAAUUUCAUUCCCAAUCUGUGGUCCGUCCGGGCCAAUCUGGAGGCACCCCUUAAGGUGACUCGUUUGAUGUGAAACUAAUGCGUGAGAGUGAGGUGGCCGGCCUGUUUGUCCUGUGUGUUGUGACUGUUGUGAUCGGUUAUUUGUUGUGUCGCGCGUACGCUAACCACUCUUUGUCUUCAGAACACCAUGGGACAAAUGACAUCGUCCCCAUUGUCCCUCACCCUCGACCAUUGGUCGGAGGUUCGAGAGAGGGCUCACAAUCUCUCCUUUCAGGUUAAAAAAAGUAAAUGGCAGACUUUCUGCUCGUCUGAGUGGCCCACAUUCUCCGUGGAUUGGCCACCGGAGGGGACUUUCCACCUUCCCCUCAUCUUAGCAGUUAAAAACAUCAUCUUCCGCCCUGGAUGAGAGAGCCACCCCAACUGGGUCACCUACAUCUUGGUAUGGCAGGACCUCAGGGAGAAGCCCCCACCGUGGGUAAAACCCUUCCUUCCUCCGCCCUCUCCUUGGUUGCCUGUUUAAACUUGUUACUAACUUAGGGGCUUGUUGCCCAUUUCUGUUGCAGGAUCCAUAUGGCUUAUUAGAUUCAAGGUUCAUGAUAAGAAAAAUUAUUUCCUUUAGCUGACCAAACUAUGCAAGAAGCUCCCUUUGUUUGUGUCUUUAAUGUUGUGGCACCUUGUUUAAUAUGUAAGACUUCAAUUGAUUGCUUGCAACCUCGGCAUGCCUUUUAAAAGGAGUAUUUUUUCUCUCUGGUGAAAAUGUAAACAUGUGCACAUAUAUAUGUAUAUCUAUGGUUGUUAAGAGUCAUGUCAACUUUGCCAAGUAAAAACCAGGCGGUACUAUAUUUGAGCCAGUUAAAAGGUUACAGUUUUGUUUUUAAAAUACAACAUUUUUAUGUGGUAAAAAAACAUAAAAUAAGUAUGUUUUGGACUACUAAAAGGUGACUUCAAGGGUUUUGUUGAGAGUUUUGAUGUUGUCUGAGAAAUGAAAAAAAAAGGUAAUUGACUGGUAAUAGUAAAAAGAGGGACAAAGAGAGUGGUCUUCAAGUAAAGGUGUCUGGCUAUGCCAGAAUGUAGAAAAAGAUUAAAGCUUAGUUUGAGAGGUAUUAUUGUAAGUUGUAGAAGGCUCAAGAGGAUGUAAAUUUUAUUUGUCUUGGUUUAUAGUACUACAAAUAACAGGUUUGACAAAAAGUAAAUGUGUUCAAAAUUUGACAGUAUUAGAUCAGUUUUGGUAAAAGUAUACAUAAGAUUGUACUUUGCUGCAAAAUGUUUUCAUUAAAAUGAGAUUAUAGGUGAUAUUAAAAAUAAGAUACAAGUUCUUACAUGUGCUGUGAACAUCUGGGAGAUUAUACAGCACAAUUUUGUUACCUAUGAAAAAGCCCUUUUUGUUAAGAAUAUAAUUUUAAUAAAAUAAUGGCCUGUCACGUGACACCCUUGGACAAAAAACAGUGUGCCAUCCAGAUGAAGCCGGCUCUCUGAUCCGGAAUGCCAAAACCAUGUUCUCCUUUUGUGCCACCCUGACUGGACAUCCAGAGGUAAGGAGGUUUCCCAAUAUUGCCAGUUGUUCUCUUUGUAACUCAGUCGGCCCCACAUGUUAGACAAAAAUUACAAAGGUUUGAGAGGUUUAAGAAAAUGCCCCUCAGCCAGUUAAUAGAGAUAGCACAAAAAGGUCUUUGAGAACUAAAAAAUUUACAAAAAGAUAGCCAAGAUGUUAAAAUUGCUCUAUGAAAAAAAAACUUUUAAAAAACAGACGAGAGUUUCUGGGGGCAGUUGGAUACUGUAGGCUAAAUUUUACUGAAAAGCUUGCCUCUAUAUGACUGACUCCCAUAAGGGAGAAACUCAAAAUUCGCUGAACUGGACUGAUAAAUGUAAACAGGCCUUCCAACAGCUCAAGCGGGCCUUGACAGAGGCCCCAGCCCUGGGACUCCCUGACGUUACCAAGCCUUUCAUCUUGUUCAUAGAUAAACUCAGGGACAUUGCCAAAAGAGUCCUAACUCAGGACAUUGGCCCUUAAAAAAGGCCUAUAGCCUACCUCUCCAAAAGACUUGAUCCAGUAACAGGAGUAUGGCCCCCUGCCUAAGAAUACUAGCUACUGUGACAAUGUUACUUAAGGAGACAAAGAAACUCGCUUUGGGCAAGUGAUUUCUGUGGUAACCUCUCACAGUUUAGAGACUCUUAUCAAAACCCCUCCUAAAAAAAGGCUCUCAAAUGCCAGAAUUCUACUGUCAAGCCCUGCUUCUAGACCCAGAGUUAAUGAUAUUCAAGACUUCUUCAGCUUUAAACCCAGCCACCCUUAUGCCUGAUGAUGAUCCGGAGGAACAAAGGACACCUCUCCAUGAGUGUGCUGACAUCCUCGAACUGCAGCAGAACCUACAGGCUGAUCUUACUGACCAGCUUUUGGGAAAUGCCGACAACUGUUCGAUGGAAGCAGCUUCAUCCAAAACGGCAAACGAGUGGCCGGGGCAGCAGUGACCGCCAAAAAGGAGGUACUCUGGGUUAAGCGGGUAGAGUCUGGCACUUCUGCCCAAAAGGCGGAGCUUGUUGCUUUGACUGAGAGGCUAAAACUAGCCACAAAAAAGAGGAUAAACAUUUUUUUUACUGAAGACAUCCCUUUGCUACUGUACAUAUACGGGAAAGCCAUCUAAAAAUGCUCCACAGAUUCUAGAUUUGCUGGCAGCUGUCUGGCUGCCUCAAUGGGUUGCUAUUCCUUACAAGGCUCACCCAACCAGAGAUGAAAAAUAGCAACCACAUCAGAGGGGUCAACCAAGAAAGUAACUGCUCUGAUACUAGUCCUCUGACCUUGUCAGAACUAGUCUACACAAAGAAAGACCUACAGUUGGCAUCUCAACUUGGAAUAAAGUCUCCCACCCCAAGGGGCUAAUACCAGUUACCUAAUAAACAAGUACUGUUACUGGAGGCACUAGGGUGGGAGCUGUUUCACCUUGCAGAAUUGUUCAGAACUCAGUAUUUUAUUCCAAAACUCUACAAACUGACCACCUCUUUGAGCUCCAGAUGCCCACAGUGCUUGUUAGUCAACUCAGCCAAGAGCUCUGCGUUGGAGACCACCCGACAUCAAGAAAUUGUUCCAGGAGAACAUUGGGAAAUAGACUUCAUAGACAUGGUAAAACUUAAUUUACAGGGACACCGCUAUCUCUUGAUAUUAAUAAACACUUUUACUGGCUGGGUAGAGGCUUUCCCUACUAAAUCUGAGUCAGCCUUAGUGGUAGUUAAAAGGCUAUUACAUGAGAUCAUACCUUAAUUUGGCCUCCCACUAUCAAUGGGGUCCGAUAAUGGCCUGGCUUUCAUAGCCCGAGUCACCCAAAAGUUAGCCCAGACAUUAAAGAUUAAUUAAAACUCCACUGUGCCUAUCAGCCACAAAGCUCAGGGCAAGUAAAACGUAUGAACCAAAGUCUCAAGGACAUUUUAGCUAAGCUGUCUUCAAAAACUGGCGAUAAUUGGAUGAGCCUUCUUCCCUUUGCACUGUUAAGAGCUAGAUAUACCCCAUAUGUUUCUAGAAUUUCCCCCUUUAAAGCCAUGUUUGGGAGGCCCCCGCCAUUGGUUCCAAGAUUGUCAGAAGACAAAUUAGCUGAAAUUACUAAUCGAGAUCUUAAGUUCCUACAGACACUCCAACCUGUGUUGGCCUGGAUCCACCAGCUGUUUAGACAAAAACACUUGGACCUGCCUUCAGAGACCAAGGCCUCAGGGACUCCAGUCUUGGUUCGAUGUCACCACCAUGACUCCCUCAAAUCCUGCUGGGAAAGACCUUUCACCGUGGUGCUCAGUACCCCCACUGCCAUCAAGGUAGCAGGAAAAACUGCGCGGAUUCACUACACUCAUGUAAAGCCACUGGAAACAGCAGACAACGAGGGACAUACUCAGUGGACUACACAACAGACUGGUAACCCUUAAAGUUAAAAAUUGACUAAAACAUAGUUAGAUUAUGCUGGUCAUGAACUGUUUUAGCUUGCUUGUUUUGAUUUUAAUUAAUUAACAUUAAUGCUGACCUUACAUGGCGGCUUUGGUCCCCCUGUAAAAAAAAAAAAACAAUUGUUAAAGAUCUUUGUAUGGGAGCCCCCUUUAAAAAAUGUAAAACGGAAUUCUCCCCUAUCUCCUUCCCUUAAUAAGACCAUUAGUGACCUUAAUCCUAAUCCUAGCCAUUGUCCCUUGCCUCAUUAACUGAAUUACCCAAUUCAUAAGGGGACAAGUCUCUCAGGUCAAAUUAAUGGUCAUACGUCACCAAUAUAAACCCCUAGCUACAACAAACCUCUAAGAUUAGAGGUCAUCCCCCCCCCAAAAAAAGGGGGGAAUGAAGAGACGAAGAAAGCUCGUUCCAUCUGCUGCUUCCCCUCCCCUUCUCCCUUCAAAUCCAACUAGGUUAAGUUUUAACUUCCUAAAGGCCAUAAAACAAAGGCCUGAGGUACUAGCUCCUGACAUCCUGGGUCUUCCCUAUCCGGUAGCCCCGUCACAAAUUGUGUUAAUUGCAUCAGAUUGUAUUAGAUUGUACAUUCUUCACAGAAAUAGCUUCGUUUAUAUCAUAGUAAUACCUGUAACUGUAAAUGUGUGUCUUCCUUUUCCCCUGGGUAAAAGAUUGAUAUGUUAAUCAAUGCUCUCUUCUGUAAAGAAUUGUAAAAUCUUACCCAAUUGAUAUGUUAACCAUUGUUGCCCUCUACAAAUAGAAAGGUUGUGGUGCUAAAGUAAGGUAAUUAUGUCAGGAAACUCAGAGAUAAAGUCUGCUGACUAUGCUAAUCAAGAUUGGGAAGUAUGUCAGAACCAAGCCACACAGGAGCUAGGUGACCUAAAAAUAAGCUGUGCAAAACAAGACAGUUAAUCAACUCUGACCCACUGGUCGCCCCUCAUGAUCUGACCAAUCACAAAUGGACAAAUCACCAACUGUUCUGCUCUAACUGCUAUGAUUGGCUUCUGUAACAAUGCUUGCUUGCUUUGCGGUUUUCAUCCUUAAAAACACCAGCCUUGCCCCAACUCAGGGUUCUCCGUUUCCACCUGUUUGGAGGACCCCGCGUACACGGAAUAAUAAAAACCCCAUUGUUUUUACAUGA